AUGGAUGUAUCUGGAAAAAUUAUUGCUGACACGCAGAAGAUUCCGAUAUUAUACUGCCUUCCAUGUGAUCAAGAUGGUUUGAAAGUACCGGCAUAUGGAUAUUGUCAAGACUGCAAGGAACACCUCUGCCAAAAUUGUUUUGAAAAUCAUAAAAGGCCAAAGCCAUGUAGAAAUCACAUUUUGCUUGAUAAAGACGCCAUGCCAACACAACAAACGACCGUUAAUAAAAGUGGUGACGAACUUUUCGAAAACUGCUCCAAGCAUACGGAUAAACCACUGGAAUUCCAUUGUAACACUCACAAAACCGUGGCAUGCUAUGUCUGUGUUACACUUGAACACAAACAAUGUAAAGUUGACUAUAUUCCUGAGAUUUCAGGAAACGUAUCUGGCGAAUGGAUACAAUUGAACAAAACAAUGGAAGUGUUGGUCAAGAAAUGUGAAAAUAACAUUAUGGAGGCUGCCGUUGCUGCUAAACAACUAGAACAAAGUGAGAAAAAAUUUGUUGAAGACAUAAGGCUCUUUAGGGAGGAAAUAAACGAUCGUCUAGAUCAGAUGGAACUAAUGAUGAUGACAGAAGCUGAAGCUGUUGUUAACACAGCAAACAACAAACUCGAGAAUAUCCAGGUUGUUUGCGAAAAAAUAGCCGAGGAGGUGAAACGUUCACAGUCAUUUCUUCAAGCCCUGAAGGAAGCAAACAAGCAUAAUAAGCUUUUCAUUGAAUUGAAAAAUGUCAGACCUCGUGUGAUGACUCUGAAAAGGGAGGAAUUUCGGGCUGUUCAAGAUAACAUGACAUAUGACGACAUUCAAUUCGAUCGGAACGAAAGGCUACUUGAUCAACUGAAACAAGAGAAAAUCUUAGGAAAAAUUUCAACAUACGGCAAACCAUCAGCAGAUAAUAAAUUAUAUUUGAAGUAUGAGAGAUCAUUCAACGUGACUUUUCCUUCUGAUGAAAAGAAAAGUAAUGUGUCUGGGGCUGUUAUGAUUUCUGUCACUCAUCUGAUCGUCAGUGAUCAUGGCAAUAGGAAAAUUAAGACGAUAGAUGUAGACACAGGAACGCUGGUGUCAGAUAAAAACCUGUCUUCAGGUCCAAAUGAUUUGGUUAUACUUCCACACAAUAAACUUGCUGUUGCAUUACCUGAUGAAAAAUGUAUACAGGUCAUGUCUUAUACUGAUACAAGUUUGUCUCCAGAUCGUCGUAUAAAUGUCGAAGAAAAGUGUUUUUGCCUAGCUUAUUGUCAGGACAAGCUAGUGGUAGGUUGUAAUUGCAAUCCAGGAAAGCUGGUUAUUCUGGAUUUGGACGGGAAUAUGAUACAUGUGUUAGAUACUCCUGGAUUGUUUGACGGACCUCAAAAGAUUGUAAUCAGCAGUGAUGAGAAAUCCAUGUUUGUAUCUGAUUACUCUAAAGGUAGUGGCAAGUGCAUGGAAAUAGGAUGGCAAGGUAAUGUUGUACAACAAUUUCGGGAUGACACAUAUUUUAGACCUGAAGGAAUACAGAAGCUCGAAGAUAGUACGUUGUUAAUUUUCACUGGUUACAGAAUUAUCAGGUUGUCGAGAAGCUUUAAGAAAUGUGAGUACACGGGAUUAAAGAAUAUGACCCUUUUCGGCCCACACUAUGUAGCAUACAGUGGAAGUAAUCGCAAAUUAUAUGUAAGCUGUUCUUCUCCGCAGAAGGUAAUAGAAAAGGAUACAAUAAGUGUAAUCAAUGUGAAAUGGAGUUGUUGA
Messenger RNA from Ruditapes philippinarum (Manila clam), 1722 nucleotides. Its product is annotated as E3 ubiquitin-protein ligase TRIM71-like. Lineage: Eukaryota; Metazoa; Mollusca; Bivalvia; Venerida; Veneridae. The transcript has a single exon. The record is from RefSeq and is a predicted model, not a curated record. Gene Ontology annotation, molecular function: protein binding. The coding region runs from base 1 to 1722 and encodes 573 amino acids.